GCAGGUCAGUACCGGAACCAAUGGGGGCUCGGUAAUGGAUUCUGUCCUUGAAAAGCGUGCGACACUGACGGACAAGCAUAAACUGGUCCAUGGGCGGCUGGAUGAUAUAAAUAGGUUUGUUCGCAUUUCAUCCUCGGGCCGUAAAAUAUAUGGCGAGUUCUUCAAAUUCCUGCGCACGGUGCGAACGGCCGGCAGGAGAACAGCAGGGGCAGUCGAACUCGUCGGUUCAGUCUUUGACCAGCUUCCGUGUAACGGGAAUCGAAGAUCUCCGAUCAGGCCGAUCAUCAGCUUGUCCACGUGUUUUGCCAUUUUUUCGACGACUUUCGGUCUUCCGGCGCGCUCGCUUUCACGUGUGAUUCCACCGUGAAAAAUCGACUGCCAAUUUGAGACAGUUUUUGCAUGUUUGCAGCUUUACUAUCUGGAUGACGGCGCUGGACAUCUGCAAGCCGGCUUGAACUCGAAGGCUACCAGAUGGCCGCCACUGGCAACAAUCCCCCUGGCAGCCCGGAGCGAACGCGUCCCCAUACGCUCCCCCGCUCCCGAAGUUUGCCCCAAUUUUCACAUCAUGACUCCGGAUUAGGCAGCUUUUAUGGGGUGUCCGCUGGCGAGGAGCCGCAAGUGUCCAGAACGGCGCGUUUUGUAGCCGACAUCCGGCAGCUGAUCACCUUAAAGCAGCACUACUAUCCAGAGGGCGGCUGGGGCUGGAUGGUGCUCUGGACCGCUGUACUGGUCCAUGUGCUGUCCAAUGGGUUUUUGGCGUCCGCCGGCCUUUUCCAGCUGGAAAUCGUACGCAAAUUUGGGCCGGAGUUCCAGAGGCAGGCUGAGUGGCUGGGGGCGGUCUCUACAGGGUUGUCGCUUUUCAUCUCUCCAGUGGUUAUCGGGUACUGUCGUCGCCACUCCACUAGGGUGACUGCCGUAAUGGGCGGCCUCAUCACCGCCCUUGGCUGUCUUUUCACUAGCUUCGCCACUCAAUUCCAUCAGCUGAUUUUCAGCUAUGUGACAGUGAUGGGGAUCGGGGUGGGUGUCACUAGGGACUGCUCCAUUCUGAUGGUCGCCCAGUACUUCAAGCGGCGGCGCGAGUUUGUCGAGGUGGCCGUGGUGGCCGGAGGCGGGCUGGGCGUUGCCCUGAUGUCGCUCCUGAUUCGCACUGCGAUUGCGGCGUUGGGCUGGCGCCUGGGCCUGCAGGUGAUCACUGGGACGCUGUCCGCCACCUUCAUCCUGGGCACGUUCUACCGAUCGGCGUCGCUUUACCAUCCACAGCGUCGCGCCAUUCUGCACAUUAAGAACCAGAAGCGCAAGAUUCGCGACAAGUCGCGCCUGGAGGAUCGCGCCCCCUUUUUCGACCUCAGCGCCCUGAAGAGCGUCACUGUUCGCAUCCUGCUGGCGUCGUCCGCUGUUACUGCACUGGGCAUCAACACGCCACUGUUCUACUUGGCCUACCAGGCCCGGGCUGAGGGGCUGGACGACUGGGUGGUGGCCAUCCAGGCCUACUUGGGGCUGGGCUGCGCCUUGGGGUCCGUGCUGUUCAGCGCGCUGGUGCUGCACAAGACGUCGGAAUGCCGUGUGGCGCGCCAGUAUCUCUGCCAAUCGGCCGUGCUCAUGUGCGGCUUGGCCGUGCUGGCUUUCACCGUCGUCAACGACAACCAUCACGCCUAUGUGAUGUUCGCCUGGAUCUAUGGUUUCUUCUACGGUGGCUACUGCUACUCCUUGAAGAUGUACACGUACGAGCGAGUGCGGGCGCGGCACUUUUCGCGCACCUGGGGCUACGUGCAGUUCUCGCAGGCGCUGCCGCUCGCCAUCGGCGUCCCCUUUUCCGGGUAUUUGAAUGAGGAGUUCGGACAUCGGGCCGGGUACUACUUCAGUGCUGUGUGCACGUUGAUUGGCAGCCUGGCGCUCUUCCUCACUGAUCUGCACCGGCAUCGCAUCUCCCACCACAAGCACACGAGGGAGAACGGCACUCGUCACCUGUGCAUGAAUGACGCCUGCCCCCAGUCGCGCAAGUUGUCUUUUUCGCAGGAACCGGACAAUGACCAGCCCCUGGCGGGCGCCGCCACUGCCUACAUCUUAGGGGCGGAGUUGGGGACGCCCCACUCCGGGGCCCUGAUUAGCGAUAAUGUUCUGGUGUCGGCCGACAAGGGAGAGCUGACCUGCAUCUCCGAAGAAGGCAUAGCCGACAUGGACCUGCCGGACGAUUUAUUGGACGACCUUGACUAUAUCGGGGACUGCAUCACCUCCUGCAACAAGGUGGAGAACUACUUGAUGCUGAGCGAGUUCGAGAACAAUCUGGUGGCGGAAAUGCCUUCCAUCCUCGAUAGGAGAGGGCGCAGGUGGUCGCUGGCCGGGUUCCUGCACAACCGCGACCAACCGGAAGCUGAGGGUGUGCAGCGAACGCUGGGCAAGACGCUAGAGGGCGCCAAGGGCAUUGCAUUGAUUGAUGAGUCAUCAGUCUAGGGCAUCCUGUCAUGUUCCUGUCUAUUAUUUAAGUCAUCCAAGACUGAUUUAUUUAUGGGUUUUUUUCUGUUGGGGUGUCAUAGCACAUUUUUACACAAA
This is a messenger RNA of Dendroctonus ponderosae (mountain pine beetle), 2550 nucleotides long. Its product is annotated as monocarboxylate transporter 12. The record is from RefSeq and is a predicted model, not a curated record. Gene Ontology annotation, biological process: transmembrane transport. The transcript has 12 exons. NCBI's taxonomy places the organism in Eukaryota, Metazoa, Arthropoda, Insecta, Coleoptera, Curculionidae. The coding region runs from base 472 to 2451 and encodes 659 amino acids. Gene Ontology annotation, molecular function: monocarboxylic acid transmembrane transporter activity.